Molecule: messenger RNA, 1515 nt
Organism: Penicillium argentinense
Lineage: Eukaryota; Fungi; Ascomycota; Eurotiomycetes; Eurotiales; Aspergillaceae
Product: MFS transporter
Exons: 5
Coding region: 1-1515 (504 amino acids)
Biological process (GO): transmembrane transport
Cellular component (GO): membrane
Molecular function (GO): transmembrane transporter activity
Source: RefSeq, a predicted model, not a curated record
AUGAAUAAUAUCCGGUCCUCCCCUGUCUCUGGUCAGGACGAUAGCCAUGAGAAAAAUGCGGUCAACAGUUCAUUUGAACCAUCCCAAGAGGCUACUAGUGUCCCUGAUCAUGGCUACGAUGUUACAUUCGGCAGUGAUCAAGAUCUCAUGAACCCAAAGAGCUUACCUUUGGCUCGAAAAUGGGCUAUGGUUAUUAUCGUCUGCACGGGAACUAUGUGUGUGACUUGUGCGAGCUCAAUAUACACAACCACUUACUCGCAAAUGAAUUCAGAGCUCGAGGUAGCCUCUAUCAUUGCGAUAUUGGGUCUAUCAUUCUUCGUAGUAGGUCUCGGUCUCGGACCACUGUUAACCAGUCCUCUGAGUGAGUGGUACGGACGCAGACCUAUCUACAUCGUUUCAUGGUCCAUGUUUGUGAUCUGGAAUAUUGUGACGGCGGUCGCGAAAAAUAUCGAAACGGUCAUUAUCUCUCGGUUCUUCACGGGCUUCGCGGGUGGCACUUUUCUGUCUGUGUCGGGAGGAACCGUGAGCGAUGUUUUCCUGCGCUCUCAAAUUCAACUUCCUAUGAUCCUGGUCUCGUCUGCACCAUUUAUCGGACCCUGCUUGGGUCCGUUGAUUGGAGGCUUCAUCAGUUAUAACACGACCUGGAGAUGGAAUUACUACUUCAUUAUUAUCUGGUCUGGAGUUCUGCUGGUUUCAAUCUCGGUUUUCGUGUCUGAGACAUUUCCUCCUGUCCGGUUGAGAGCCAAGGCUGUGAUGCUUCGGAAACAGACUGGAGAUGACCGCUACAGAGCACCAACUGAGAAGAUACACUCUUCAAGGGGAAAGGCUUUAUCUUACUCCCUCCUUCGGCCGUUCCAGCUUCUCAUCUUCGAGCCGAUGUGUCUUGCUCUCGAUAUUUACGCCGCUAUCUUGUUGGGCAUACUCUACCUCUUCUUUCAGGCAAUUCCACUCAUGUUUGAAACGACCUAUGGCUGGACUACAUGGCAAGGAGGUCUUCCCUUUGUGGGUAUUAUUUUGGGAAUGAUUGUUGGAGCGAUCAGUGCUCCGCUCUGGUCCCAUGUCAAAGACUAUCUUCUGAGGUCUCGAGAGAAACAAAGCGAGGAUGUCCCACCAGAGUACAGUUUGAUUCCUGCUAUACCUGGAGGAGUUUUGAUUCCGAUAGGUCUAUUUUGGUUUGGUUGGAGUAUGUCCUCAGACGUGCAUUGGAUUGUCCCAAUCAUUGGGUCAUCCUUCUUUGGCUGCGGGAUCUUGCUCGCAUAUAGGGGUAUUUUCACAUUUCUUGUUGAUGCUUAUCCGCAGUAUGCGGCAUCUGCUCUCGCUGGUAAUGGGUUUGUGAGAUCAUCUUUUGCGGCUGCAUUCCCGUUGUUCGGAAUCCAAAUGUAUAAUGCGUUGGGUUAUCAUUGGGCUACAAGUCUGCUCGCUUUCCUCACAAUCCUUAUGAUGCCAUUUCCGCUGAUCUUCUUCAGAUAUGGCAAGGUGCUAAGGGAGAAGAGCAAAUUUGCUCUAAAUGCUUGA